Messenger RNA from Cordyceps militaris CM01, 1077 nucleotides. Its product is annotated as DUF1295 domain protein. Lineage: Eukaryota; Fungi; Ascomycota; Sordariomycetes; Hypocreales; Cordycipitaceae. Gene Ontology annotation, cellular component: membrane. Bases 1 to 1077 code for a protein of 358 amino acids. The transcript is spliced from 3 exons. The record is from RefSeq and is a predicted model, not a curated record.
AUGAUUCCCGUCCUCCGGUCCAUCGAGGACUGCGCCGACUACGCCAAGACGGUGCAGCCGUUCCUCCCCCAGCUCUAUGCCCUGCCGCAGGUGCUCAUGGCCAACGGCGCCAACCUCGCCGGCCUCAAGGACAUUUACGUCCAGACGAACCCGCUCGUCAGCGGCUUCUCCGUCUCCGUUCUGUUCGGUGCCAUCUUCCUCGCCGUUUCGGAGCUCAACCGCAACUAUUCCCAGGUCGACCGCCUCUGGAGCAUCCUGCCCAACCUUUACGUCGUGCACUUUGCUGUCUGGGCCCGUCUGGCUGGCCUCCCGUACCACCGCCUGGACUUGGUUGCCAUUGCUACCACUAUCUGGAGUGUCCGUCUUACCUUUAAUUACUGGCGCAAGGGUGGUUACGAGGUUGGCUCUGAGGACUACAGAUGGUGCAUCAUUAUGAAGCAGGUUCCCAAGCCCGUCUUCUUUCUCUUCAACGUCACCUUCAUCUCCUUUAUCCAGAGCAUCUUGCUAUUUGCUUUCUCUGCCGCCCCUGCCUACAAUAUUCUUCUUUCCACCCGCUUUGAACCCCAGAUCACCACCGCCGAUUGGGCGUACUUUUACAUCAUUCUGGGCCUGGUUCUGAGCGAAUGGAUCAGUGACGGCCAGCAGUGGGAUUACCACAAGGCCAAGCAUUCAUACCUCAAGACCGCCAAGGUACCCGAAGGCUGGUUCCAGGAGGAGCUUGACCGCGGAUUCCUCACCAGCGGCUUAUGGGCUUACAGCAGACAUCCCAACUUCUUCGCCGAGCAAGCCAUCUGGUUCGUCCUCUACCAGUGGAGCUGCUACGCCACCAACACCCUCUACAGCUGGGCUGGCGCCGGCUCCUUUGCCCUGUUUGCUCUAUUCCAGGGUUCGACCUGGCUUACGGAGCUCAUCUCUUCUGGAAAAUACCCCGAGUACGCUCACUACCAGAAGCAGGUCGGCAUGUUCCUCCCCACCUCGUUCAGAGGCUACACGCCGCCUGCUCCCAAGAUGCCCAAGAUUAUCCGCACCAGCGAGCUCGCCAAGCGUCAGGAGCAAAGGGAGAAGCAGACGCAGUGA